Molecule: messenger RNA, 3026 nt
Organism: Puntigrus tetrazona (Sumatra barb)
Lineage: Eukaryota; Metazoa; Chordata; Actinopteri; Cypriniformes; Cyprinidae
Gene: rragcb
Product: Ras-related GTP binding Cb
Exons: 7
Coding region: 185-1363 (392 amino acids)
Biological process (GO): cellular response to amino acid stimulus; regulation of autophagy; positive regulation of TOR signaling
Cellular component (GO): Gtr1-Gtr2 GTPase complex; nucleus; lysosome
Molecular function (GO): GTPase activity; GTP binding
Source: RefSeq, a predicted model, not a curated record
UGAUCAGCUUCCCGUUUGUUUGUGUUCAUGCAGCAAGCUAACAGCUUCCCACUAUGAAACCUCCUCAUCUGUAUCCGAACUAAACCUGUAAUCCACACAGACCCCACAUCAAUCACUCAAACAGAGCCUGCAGAGUCCACCCAGACAGAUCAGAGAGGUCCAAAGCUUUAAAAACGGGCUCAUAAUGUCGAUCGAGUACGAGGAGCAGCUAGCCGGAAGCCUGGUGGACUCUUUCCCUAAAGACUUCGGCUACGGCGUGGAAAACAUGGAUAUGAUGCAGGAAAACCUGGAAAACUCGCCGUCUGCGGACAAUAAACCCAGGAUCCUGCUGAUGGGACUGAGGCGCAGCGGGAAAUCCUCCAUCCAGAAGGUGGUGUUUCAUAAGAUGUCCCCAAACGAGACGCUCUUCCUGGAGAGCACCAACAAGAUCUACAAGGACGAUAUCUCUGGCAGCUCCUUCGUGAACUUUCACAUAUGGGACUUUCCGGGGCAGGUGGACUUUUUCGACCCCACUUUCGAUUACGAGAUGAUUUUUAGGGGCACCGGCGCAUUGAUUUUCGUCAUUGAUGCUCAGGAUGACUAUGUAGAAGCUUUAGGCCGGCUACAUCUGACGGUGUCUCGGGCGUUCAGGGUGAACCCGGAGAUCAAUUUCGAGGUGUUUAUACACAAAGUGGAUGGCUUAUCGGACGAUCAUAAGAUAGAGACGCAGAGAGACAUUCAUCAGAGGGCUAACGAUGAUCUAGCUGACGCCAGUCUGGAAAAGCUUCACCUCAGUUUCUAUCUCACCAGCAUCUAUGACCACUCCAUAUUCGAGGCCUUUAGUAAGGUGGUCCAGAAACUCAUCCCUCAACUUCCCACUCUGGAAAACCUCCUCAACAUAUUCAUUUCUAAUUCUGGGAUUGAGAAAGCGUUCCUGUUCGAUGUGGUCAGUAAGAUCUACAUCGCCACGGACAGCUCUCCAGUGGACAUGCAGUCAUACGAGCUCUGCUGUGAUAUGAUCGAUGUCGUUAUUGAUGUCUCGUGCAUUUACGGCCUAAAAGACGACAGCAAUGGAAACGCUUAUGAUAAAGAGUCUCUGGCCAUCAUAAAGCUGAACAACACCACAGUGCUUUACCUGAAGGAGGUCACCAGGUUCCUGGCUCUGGUCUGCAUCCUGAGAGAAGAAAGCUUUGAGAGAAAAGGUUUAAUAGACUAUAACUUCCACUGCUUUCGAAAGGCCAUUCACGAGGUAUUCGAGGUGAGCAGCUCCACCCAGAGGACGGGAGCGGCGGUGCAGUCCAGCCCUCCCAGCAGCAGCAGCGGCAACGGCCUGGCCCGACUCAAAUCUGCAGCGCUGAACGGUACACCCAGGAGCCUGGUUUAACCCAGGACACACGGACCUCUAAGAACACAGGGCCUUCACACUAGUGCACCGAACGUGCGCUAACGUACACGUGAGAUUACUGGAGUGUUUCUCUACUUAUACCUGCUGUUCCAGGACCUGAGAGACACAACGGGACACUCAUACAGGACAGACUACAUUGCUGCUUUUUUAUGAUAUUUUGAUGUGUGUGUGAGAGAGCGAGAGAGAGAGAGAUUAUGUGCAGAUUCAGCAUCAGUUGUUAUAAUGGGGUAAAUGGAUAAACUUUAGCCAACAGAAUGAGGCACAAUGAAACGUUUAAGUGUCACUCUGAGCAAAUAUAGUCUCAAAACUAGUGAGGUUUAUAUCGUUAUGCAUUUAUGGUGGCCAAAAGUGCUGUCUAGGCAGGGCGUUCAGUUUUGAGACGCAUUCCACCUUUCAGUUUGAAGUUUGAGGACGGAUUUUACGGAAAAAAACAUGUUUAGGUGACAUUUUGCAAAUAAAUGAAUAAAUGAAUUCUGAAAUUAUGCCUAUUUGUAGGAGCUUUAAAAUGUUUACAUUGCGAUAAAACACAUUUUACCCAAAUUCUCAUUGCCAUAAUAGGUCAGAAAUGUUUACUAUUAUUUUAUUUUUUGUAAUUACCAAUAUUCACUUUUUUUUUUUCUAGAUUGUUGUUACUUUAAUGCAGUAUUUAAAUUUUGUCACUGUAAAAAAUAAGUAUAAGCUUUGUAUGAUAAUUACUAUGUAAAUCCGUACCAUUUAAAAUAAUAUAUUUUGUCACAUUUUUAAAGAUUUUUUUUUUUGCAUUACAGUAAUAAGAAUUUGGGUGGCAUGUACUUACAUUUUAUAAAAAAUACUGUCACAAUGUAAAAUUUUAAAUUUAAAAAUAGGUUUAAUUUUCUUUAAAGCAAUAUUUCCAAUUUCUUUCUUUUGAUUUUGGGGUGAAAUAAUACCCGGACGUGUAAAAAUUCCCAGGCCGAACAGUCUUUAAGAUUCCAGUUGUUAAUGUUGGCCUGUGCUGUGUUUGGCUGCCGCUGUUAUUUAUUCCCGACUUAAAAAAAAAAGGGAAAAAAUAAAGGGAAAAGGCUAUAUUUGUGAACAUCGUCGUGUCUCUGUGAACUGCCUUACGCUGAAAAGAAUCACGUACAGAGACUUUUUUUUUCCUUCAGCGUGUUUAUUUUCCUGCAAAGUGAUCCCUUGUUUUAAUUUGAAAUGAAUCUGGGAAUAAGUAUCGACCCAGACAUGCCAUGAAAUGCUUCUUGAAAAAUUCUGAUAUGCUGAGAACACGGAAUAAUGACACUCAUGAUUGUUGAACGAGCUAUUAAAGGUGUAGCGUUUUCAUAUGUGAAGUCCAAAAUAACCCUCUUUCCUUUCUUUAUUUCAUGAUUCAUUAUUUUAUUCAUUCUCAAAAAUUCCCCUUUCUUGAAUGGAUAUAACGAGGGCUCGUGCGUGUGUGUGUGUCUGCAAGAGACUUAUUCAAGUGUGAUUGUGUUGAAUGAUAAUUGUUAGUGAUUGGUGUGUGUGUGUGUGUUCCUUUCUUUUUUCUAAUAAAGUGUAAAAGAAUAAGAUAUUAAUUUUUGUGAUUGAAAAGAUUAUUACUUGUAAGAUAUCAAGAAAAUGAAAAUUGUUUACUUAUGGUAUAUUUUGUCUCAGAGCACGCUGAUAAAUUAAAGCUAUAUUCAUUUGA